This is a messenger RNA of Chenopodium quinoa (quinoa), 1032 nucleotides long. RefSeq names its product glutathione S-transferase T2-like. Bases 1 to 1032 code for a protein of 343 amino acids. NCBI's taxonomy places the organism in Eukaryota, Viridiplantae, Streptophyta, Magnoliopsida, Caryophyllales, Amaranthaceae. The record is from RefSeq and is a predicted model, not a curated record. The transcript has a single exon.
AUGUCUCAACAUUUUUCUAUGUCACAAGGUGAUGGUGCAUUUUCGAGUUUCGAUUGUUCAUACACAUCGAAUGCAUCAGAUGACGAAAAUGAACCAGAAGUUGAAGAAGGCGAAGGUAAUGAAAGAGGUAAUGAAGGAGGCAAUCAAGAUGGAAGGAAAAUUUUUUGGUCAAAAGCUGAAGAAGUGGUUCUUGUGAAGGCUUGGCUUGAGGUUAGUCAAAAUAAAAAAACUAACACUAACCAAAAGGGGGAUGUUUUUUGGAGGAAAAUUGAAGAAAUGUAUAAUAAUGUUAGACUAUACAAACAAAGGUGUUUCGAAGAAGGUACUGAUCGGGUAACACGAGAAGAUUUGUUGAAAAUGAGGGGUACGGAGCAACUUAGAAACCGUUGGAGAAGGAUUAAUGCUUCAUGUUCUAAAUUUUGUGGCUCACAUGCUCAUGCUGAAUCAAAAAAGGGAAGUGGUAUGAAUGAUGAAGAUGUUAUGAAAUUAGCAUAUAGUAUAUAUGCUAACGACAAAACAAAGUCUUCAUUAUGCUCUAAAACCUUUCAAGACAAGCAUGUUUGGGACAUCUUAAAACAACAUGAAGCAUGGAAACCAAGUGAAGAUGUUGUUAAAAAAUGCAAGGAAAAGACAUCCACUCAAGGAAGUGACUCAAAGAGAUCUCGUAUCAAUGAAGCUGGAAACUACUCCUCUUCAUCAAACCCAGAAACACCAACCAGUGGUGAUAUUGGGUAUUCAGGCUUUCCUUCUAGCAACGAAUCUAGUAAAAAUAAAGGAAAGAGCAAGGUGCCAAACAUGCCAAGUGGAGCAUGGCAACAAUGGUUGGACACUGCCCAGAACAUGAACCUUCUAAGGCAAUCAGAAAAUGAAGUUGAACUUACAAGGUUGCAACUAGAAAGGGAGAAAGAAGCAAGGAAGCAAAGAAAAAUUAAUAUGGAGUUAUUUAAACACCUCGAUUCAAAGCCAAACUUAUCUUCGGAAGAUCAAGAAUUAAGGAGCACUUUGUUGAAGAAGUUGUUCCCCUCAGACUAA